UCAGUUGCAGGAAUAAAUGACAAUUCUGAUUCAUUUAAAGAGCAUGCUUUUAAUCUUAACACUGACAAUUUAUACGUUUUAAUUUUUAUUUCGAGCAAGCAUAACUUAUUGAAUCGUACUCUAUAAUUUAUAUUGUAACAUGCAUAAUAUUGACAACGUAAAACACGAUGCAUAAGUAACUUGGUAUAAAUUAAUUUUUCCACAAAUAUCAAAACAUUUACCCAGAGAAAACAAUGUGUGUUAUCUAAUAUUACUUACAGUGCAAGAAAGAUAAUCAGUCUAUCAUACUAUAAAUAGAAGGAAAGUGGUAAACUGUAACACAAUUUGUUAAACAUUAAAAUGCCAAGUUCACACUUGUAUGCUAUAAAUAAUGAAGGGCGUGUAUUUGGAUUGUCUACAACUGGAAACAUGUGGAGAGAGUUCAUGUAUUUGGGUCUUGAAUUUAAGCAGUUAUCUGCAGUACCACAUUUUAUGUGGGCUAUAGGUGGAGAUCGUCAGGUAUAUGUACAUGUACAUGGUUUAGAUGUACCUAUAAGAAUAAAAGAAGAAAUAUAUGAAAAUGAACGUUGGCUUCCUUUAGAAGGAUUUAGUGGUAGAUUAUUACCUACAGAUAGGUAUAAUUUUUCUAAUCAAGAUGGUACAGUUGACCGUAGUAGAGAUAAAGUAAAAUUACCAUCCAUGGCAUGGCAGUGGGAAGGUGAUUGGCAAAUAGAAACUACAUUAGAUGGCCAACCACUGGAUCAUGAUGGAUGGACAUACGCAGUUGAUUUUCCAGCUACAUAUACUACAAAAAAACAAUGGAAAUCCUGUGUUAGAAGAAGAAAGUGGGUUCGGUAUAGAAGAUAUAGUGCCAUGAAUUCAUGGUGUGCUAUUGCACCUCUUCAUAAAGAUGCAACCAAGGAACCAUUCAUUGAUAUAUCUGUGGGUGGAAAUCAAGUACCUGGAAGUAGUUCUGGAAGCCUAGCAGUUUGGGCAGUAACUGCCCAUGGAAGGGUAAUGUUUCGUGUUGGUACAAGUACAACUUGUCCUGAAGGGCAAAGGUGGAGUGCUAUAAAAUUAGCUAGUGGUUACGAGGUAUGCCAGAAUGUUGGAACAACUGGUCUUGUGUGGGCUGUGUUGAUGACCGGUAAAGCACUCGUGCGCACAGGCGUUACUAGAGAAAAUCCAAUGGGAGAAGAUUGGGCAGAAAUUGAUUCCCCUCAAAAAGACUUAAAAUUAAUACAAGUUAGCGUAGGAACAGAUGCUGUAUGGGCUGUAACUCAAGAUGGAGGUGUAUGGUUUAGAAAAGGCAUUAAAGGUGAAAUGAGUGGAGUUUGUGAACAAAUGGCUACUGGCACUGGAUGGGUAGAAAUGAUAAGUAAGAUGUCAUUAGUAUCAGUUGCUCCGAAUGAUCAGGUUUGGGCCAUCGGUCACGAAGAUCGAGGUUUAUAUUAUCGUACUGGUAUAACACGGUCGGAAUUAACAGGUAAAAAAUGGAAAAUAAUAAACGCACCCCUUCAGCUUAGUCGAGCAAGUAGUAACGCCAGUUUAUCAAGUAAUAGACAUAGUAUGUGUGGUACUCCUCAACAACAGCGACAUCAAAGUUGGGGAUCGUUGAAUCGACCACAUAGUACCAGCGAAGGUACUACGUUAAUUAGAGAGUGGGAAGAGCAGUCUCGUUCUGCACCAACGCCAACAUCCUUAAAAUUAUGGCAGCGUACAAACGACGGUACCUCGACUAAAAAUCCACAGCAAACAUCAUUCCAGGAUAUAUACCUAAAUGAAGGGGAAAAAAAAUCUGGAAAUUCAUUAGAUAUGGCCGAUUUAAGUGAAGCUAGCGUAGCAAAUAUAACUAUAUCAAAUGAAUCAUUGACUAAAACUGGCGAAUCUAUAGUAGUUUCUGGAAAAGGAAUGGGCAGUACUAUCAAGAUAAAUCCAGCUGCAUGGAGUCCUGUUCACUCGGUUGGCUCUAUGGUAGGUGUAGAAGCGCAUCCAGAAACAGAUGGAAGUAUAUUUGAUCCUGACUUAACUAGUGAUUCUGGUGUCUACGGAGAGGAUGAAAGUUCCGGUGCAAUGUACUGGGCCGAAUGUGACGCUUCUUGGUAUAAAGUGGAAGCAGGAGCAUGUUUCGUUGAUCCAGCCAACCCUCCAAAAUGGAUUGCAGAUACUAAUGGUACAAGUCAUGGUGAUAUAGUAGAACCCUGGAGAAUAUAUAUUUUAGAAGAAUUGAAGAAAAGAUUACAGGAAAUAGAAUUUGAUCCAUUGAUAUAUGAAAAAGUUGUUGAAAAAUCAUCCUGGAUAAAAAAUAGUGAUGCAAAAUGUAAAGUUAAAGGCAGUACUACUUACGAAGAUUGUGUUAUCGAGUUAGAAUGGAUAAGUAGCGAUAGCGGAUCCUUGGAUUCUGGAACUCUAACUAUUUUAAAUUCAGAUGGAGCAACAACGAUCAUGCAGUUUCCUGUGUCUGAAAUUAUGUGUGUGGUAUGUUGUAGUGAACCAGGUAAUCCACGGAUUGCGAUUCACACUCCUCGAUUAUCUCGUUCUAAAGUACUUAGAUUGCAGUUUUCUAGCGACACUGAAAUGGAAGACUGGUUAUCGCAUUUAACUUCAGUUUCUUGCCAAAUGAACAAUGUUUAUGGAAAGCCAGGACCUAAUUCAAUUUGGGCUACUACUGCAUUAGGAGAUGUGUACGUAUACGAUCCUGCAGUUGUUGAUGAAAAUCAGUAUAGUAAUGGCGUUUACGUGCAAGAAUUAGACGUUGCAGGAAAGGAUUUACCUUUUGAAUGUAUAUUACAAAAUGGUUUUGGCUAUGGCAGUUCCUUAGAAGUUACAGUUUGCAUUCACGAUGAUGCUGACAGAUUAUCAUUCAAUCUUGUCUGCUAUACAACAACAUUUGUAAAGCAAAAAUCUGUAAUGGAAAGCCACGAUGUUGCGUUACAUUUUAAUCCAAGACUUAAGGAAAAUACAAUUGUACGAAACACGUAUCAAAAUGGACAUUGGGGCGAUGAAGAAAGAAACGGAGAUAGCCCGUUGAGAGCUGGUUCGGAUUUUACGUUAAAAAUCCUUUGCGAAGCACGGGGAUAUAGAAUUUUGAUUGACGAUACAGAAUUUACUCUUUAUAGUCAUAGACUAUCACCGCAAAGUAUUACUCAUUUUCGAAUAAAAGGAUUGAUGACAUUAUGCAGCGUCCUUUAUAAAUCAACAUCGGUAAUCAUUGACCCAAUUACGAUGUUCUGGAGACAAAUGGGUGGCCAUUUGAAAAAAGUUGAAACUUGUUCCUCCGGUGUAACAUGGGGCAUAGGGUAUGAUAGUACUGCAUGGGUGUACACUGGUGGUUGGGGUAGUUUAUCCCUAAAAGGAUUAGAUAGUAAUACGGGAAUAAACACUAUGGUAGAUACUCAUAAUUAUUACGUAUACGAAAAUCAGCGUUGGAAUCCGGUAACUGGAUAUACUUCCCAUGGUCUUCCAACAGAUCGUUACAUGUGGAGCGACGCAACCGGACGUCAUAAACGUACUCGAGAGCACACUAAACUGUUAUCAAUGCAUUGGCAUUGGGUGUCAGAUUGGAUAGUAGAUUUCCACACGCCUGGAGGUGUUGACAGGGACGGUUGGCAAUAUGCUACUGAUUUUCCUUCUCAGUAUCACGGUAAAAAACAGUUUACCGAUUACGUUAGAAGGAGAAGAUGGUUUCGGAGGUGCCAAUUAACAGCUAGUGGUCCUUGGCAAGAAUUAGGAAACACAAAAUUGACUGACGUUUCCUUAUAUGCAACAGACGAACCUAGCACGGAUGCUCCUAUAUACAUUUGGGCGGUAGCUUCUAAUGGUGAAGCUUUAUUUAGGAGAGGCGUUUCGGAAUCGUGUCCAAUGGGCGUUUCUUGGGAACACAUACCCAGUGAUCAAGCUUUAGUAGGUAUUUCAUGUGGACCUGGCGGUCAAGUUUGGGCUGUCGGAAAGAACGGCUCUUCUUAUUGGAGGCUCGGCAUUACACCUGUAAAACCUGCAGGCCUACAAUGGCAAAACGUUGAACCACCUUCAGGUGCUCACUUAAAACAAAUUUCUGUUGGAAAAGAUGUGGUGUGGGCAUUAGAUACAACUGGUAGAUUAUCUGUACGUCGGGAAGUGCAACUAAAUGUUUUUCCGGAAGGAACACAUUGGCAGACUCUUCCUGCGAUGCCAAACGAUCCUAUCCAUAUAGAAAAAAAUGUGAUACAAUCUUCAAAGGCUGUAUUUCUUGGAAACCUCUGCAGAUUUCCUCUUAAAAAACGUUCCGCGUUGGGAAACGUUGAUAUCGACAGUACAUCCGUUUCUUUAAAUAUACUCUCUGAUCCUUAUUGCAUAGAUAUGUCCGUUAUAAACGCGAAACAAGGUUUUCGGCACAUCAGUGUUGCAAAAAAAGAGGGUCAAGUAUGGGCAGUUUCAGGAGCCGGUAUACUGUGUCGUAGAAUUGGUAUUACUGAAAAGAAUCCAGCAGGAACUGGUUGGGUGACCGGUAUAGGGGCGAAUUGGCAGUACAUAAGUGUCGGUGGUCUUGUAAAUAAAACAAAAUAAAUAAUUCAUUUUGAAAUAAAUGAAAAUCUUUGAAUUUGGAUACUCAAAGUAUUAUUACGUUACUAGAGAAUAUAACACUCUAGCAGUUUCAUUUGGUCAACAACUUUGUCACAUAAAUGAAGUACAUAUAAACAUAUGUGUAUGUAUGUAUAUGUACAUGGCUUAGCUUUUGCAACUAAUUCAAUCUACUAUUAAAAGUAUUUAAACAAUUUAUUAAUUCCAUUCCUAUAGUUUUACCAUAAAAUUUUGUAUUAAAAUAUUGUCAGAACAUUUUAAAUAUAUGUAUUUAUAUAAUUCUUAAAUAAUUUAUAAUAGC
Messenger RNA from Osmia bicornis bicornis, 4840 nucleotides. RefSeq names its product tectonin beta-propeller repeat-containing protein (gene Pex23). Lineage: Eukaryota; Metazoa; Arthropoda; Insecta; Hymenoptera; Megachilidae. The record is from RefSeq and is a predicted model, not a curated record. Gene Ontology annotation, cellular component: membrane. Gene Ontology annotation, molecular function: carbohydrate binding.